Molecule: messenger RNA, 783 nt
Organism: Eucalyptus grandis
Lineage: Eukaryota; Viridiplantae; Streptophyta; Magnoliopsida; Myrtales; Myrtaceae
Product: HVA22-like protein f
Exons: 5
Coding region: 86-574 (162 amino acids)
Source: RefSeq, a predicted model, not a curated record
CGUCUGAUUCUCCGCUUCAAGUUACUUCUUCCAAGUCUAAAUCUAUUCAUCGAGACCUUUGUAGAACCGCGCAAGUUCAGCAAUCAUGGGUAUCAUUGGAGUUGUCGCCAGACGCUUGGACGCAUUCAUCGGCAGGCCUGGAGUGAUGCUUGUUUUUCCACUGUAUGCAUCCAUGAGAGCGAUUGAAAGCCCUAACAACGUAGAUGAUCAGCAGUGGCUGACCUACUGGGUCUUAUACUCCUUCAUAACGCUAUUCGAGCUAUCAUUUUAUCAAAUUCUAGCUUGGCUACCCUUCUGGCCGUACUUGAAGCUUUUGUUCUGCAUGUGGCUGGUGUUGCCAAUCUUCAAUGGAGCUGCAUAUAUUUACCAGAAUUUCGUGAGGAAGUAUGUGAAGAUUGGAAAUCAGGUGAGCUCAAGUUAUUCGGAAAGCCAAAAGAAGAUCCUUCUUAUGAUGAGCCUCGAUGCAAGAAAAUCCGUCGAGCGGUACAUUGAAAAAUAUGGACCCGAUGCUUUUGAUCGAGUCAUCAAAGCGGCCGAGAAGGAAGCGAAGAGGCAGAGGGAGAUGAGACCUUAGUUCGUUUGUUCCUUCGUUCUUUCUACCUCACGAAAAACUCAAAUAUAUAUGUAACCCAUAUUCACAGUUCUUCGUGUAAGAACAUUUGAGAAUAGUAUAUAUUCACGUCGAACUCAGUAUAAAGAUUGUUCUGUGCUUUGUUCGCCAUGUCCCUUGUAAAUGUAAUAACCUAUGGUUAUAAAACAUGAUGCUGUUCAUAGUUUGGAGCA